This is a messenger RNA of Passer domesticus (house sparrow), 998 nucleotides long. RefSeq names its product baculoviral IAP repeat-containing protein 5.1-like. The record is from RefSeq and is a predicted model, not a curated record. Lineage: Eukaryota; Metazoa; Chordata; Aves; Passeriformes; Passeridae.
UCCCUUGGUUGUCCUGCCCAUAAACUCACCUGUGUUAGGAAGGGACUAAGGCUCUGUUAGACCUUCCCCUGCUCUCCAGGUGUCACCAAUUAGCAAAGGCCUUAAAAGGGAGAGUAGGAGGGAAGCUCUGCCUUUCACUGAUUGCAGGCUUCAGAGAUGGAGACUCUGCUGCAAGAGCUCAGCUCAGCUUCCAAGCUCUUAACUGACCUUAAGGAGAUGUAUGAGUAUGAGACCCGUUUAAAAACCUUCACCAAGUGGCCCUUCCAGGAAAACUGCAAGUGCACUCCAGAGAAUAUGGCAAAGGCUGGCUUCAUCCACUGUCCAACUGCAAAUGAACCAGAUGUGGCAAAAUGUUUCUUUUGCUUGUUAGAACUGGUGGGCUGGGAGCCAAAUGAUGACCCAUGGGAGGAACACAGCAAACGUCACACCUGUGACUUUUUAUCCCUUCCCAAGCACUUUGAUGAGCUGACAAUGGAGGAGUACUACAUGCUGGAGAUGGCACGGCUGAGGACCUUCAUUUGCAAAGUUGGCAGCCGCGCCAUAAGCUCUUUUCAAGAAGAGGUGGCAGCGACGAGGCAGAGGCUGGUGAAUUACUUUGGCUCCAGACCCUCGCUCCCGGCACCGCUGCCUCUCGGGGAUGAGCCUUCAGCCCAGCAGCCUGGAGAAUCUGCUGGCCAAAAGCAGCCCCGCACAAGUGAGCUGUGACUCUGGCUCUAAAAGUGACUCUUGAUUUCCUCUCUCUGUCUGAGUGUGAUUGCAAAGCUGAACAGGUGUGUGAGGGAGUGUAUGAUGUAGAGAAGUGUUCCUGACUGGGAGGAGUGAGUACAGACAGGUAUGGCCUGUCUCUCACAGUGUGCUUUCUUGGUAUGGCUAGGACGGGAGCUAAGAGCAGUUCCACUACCCUGACAGUGUAUGGAAAAUGUCUAAGCAAAUACUUCUAUUCUGGUUUUUAGCAAGCUGACUUUUUGUUUUUGAAUAAAGAUUCACAACUGUGAGUA